This is a messenger RNA of Lipotes vexillifer (Yangtze River dolphin), 3396 nucleotides long. It is a transcript of the gene CDAN1, whose product is annotated as codanin 1. The transcript is spliced from 28 exons. Gene Ontology annotation, biological process: chromatin organization. The coding region runs from base 1 to 3396 and encodes 1131 amino acids. NCBI's taxonomy places the organism in Eukaryota, Metazoa, Chordata, Mammalia, Artiodactyla, Lipotidae. Gene Ontology annotation, cellular component: nucleus. The record is from RefSeq and is a predicted model, not a curated record.
AUGGCGGCCGUUUUGGAGUCGUUGCUGCGAGAGGAGCUGUCGGUCGCAGCCGCUGUGCGGUGGAUCGCGCGCAGCGCCCAGAGUUCGGAGGAUGACCCCGGGGAGGCGGCCGCGCUGAUCUCACUUCGGCCGCUGCGGAAGGAAUUCGUGCCAUUCNNGCUGAACUUCCUGAGAGAACAGAGCAGCCGCGUCCUCCCGCAGGGCCCCCCAACCCCCGCCAAGGCCUCGGGCUCCUCGGCAGCCUUGCCAGGGAGACCCGGGGGCCCGCCGCGGGGCGGCCGCGGGGCGCGCAGCCAGCUCUUCCCUCCGACCGAGCCUUCGAGCCCCACCGCCGCUGAGGCCCCUUCGGCCCGCCGUGGGGGCAGGAGGCGGGGCCCGGGGCCGGCCCGUGAGCGAGGAGGCCGCGGCCCCGGGGCCCUGGAGGAGGGGGUCAGCGGGGAGAGCCUGCCCUGGGCCGGGGGCCGGAGGCCCAAGAGCUCUGGCAGCCCCGGCAGCCCCAGCCUCCCGCGCUCUGAUCCGCCAAACCUCAGCAACCUGGAGGAAUUCCCUCCCGUAGGCUCGGUUCCCCCCGACUCUGCAGGGACCAAGCCUUCACGGAGGAUCAACCCAACUCCGGUGAGCGAAGAGCGGGCACUUUCCCAGGCCAAGACGUGCCAAAACCUGGUACCAAACCUCUUCUUGGAGCUUUUCUUCGUCCUUCAGCUCCUUACCGCCCGGAGGAUGGUGGCUGCCAAGGACAGUGACCUUGAACCAAAUCCAGGAGCCAUAGAUUCCCUGGAAAGCCCUCUGUUCCAGAGUGUCCAUGAUUGUGUCUUCUUUGCAGUGCAGGUUUUGGAGCAUCAAUUUCACGUUCUUUCCCACCUGGACAAAGGGACCUUGAAGCUGUUGGCUGAGAAUGAACGGCUACUGUGCUUCUCACCAGUUCUGCAAGGCCACCUGCGAGCUGCCUACGAGGGCAGUGUUGCCAAGGUCUCUCUGGCGAUGCCACCUUCUGCACAAGCUGUCUCCUUUCAGCCAGAAACUGACAAUCGUGCCAACUUCUCCAGUGAUCGAGCCUUUCAUACUUUUAAAAAACAGAGGGAUGUGUUUUAUGAGGUGCUUCGAGAGUGGGAAGAUCGCCAUGAAGAGCCUGGCUGGGAUUUUGAGAAGGGCUUGGGCAGCAGGAUCAGAGCCAUGAUGAGUCAACUCUCUGCAGCCUGCAGCCACAGCCAUUUUGUUCGACUUUUCCAAAAACAACUUCUCCAGAUGUGUCAGAGUCCUGGUGGUGCUGGGGGCACCGUUUUGGGCGAGGCUCCAGAUGUGUUAAAUAUGCUUGGAGCUGACAAGCUGGGGCGGUUGCGGCGCCUGCAGGAACGGCUUGUGGCCCCUCAGAGCAGUGGGGGGCCCUGCCCACCCCCCACCUUCCCAGGCUGUCAGGGCUUCUUCAGGGACUUCAUCUUGAGUGCCAGCAGCUUCCAGUUUAAUCAGCAUCUCAUGGAUAGCCUGAGUUUGAAGAUCCGGGAGCUCAACAGCCUUGCCCUGCCUCAGCCUGAGCCCAGUGAUGAAGACGGGGAAUCAGACGUGGACUGGCAGGGUGAACGGAGGCAGUUUGCUGUGGUGCUGCUCAGCCUGAGGCUUCUGGCUAAAUUCCUGGGCUUUGUGGCUUUCCUGCCAUACCGGGGGCCCGAACCACCCCCGACCCGUGAGCUCCAGGACACCAUUCUGGCCCUGAGGAGCCAGGUGCCCCCGGUCCUGGAUGUGCGGGCUCUGCUGCAGCAGGGGCUGCGGGCCCGCCGAGCAGUGCUCACGGUGCCCUGGCUGGUGGAGUUCCUUUCCCUGGCUGACCACAUCGUCCCCAUGCUGGACUAUUACCGCAGCGUCUUCACUGUCCUGCUGCACCUGCAUCGGAGCUUGGUCUUGUCAAAGGAGAGUGAAGGGGAGAUGUGUUUCCUGAACAAGCUGCUGCUGCUGGCUGUCCUGGGCUGGCUUUUCCAGAUUCCUACAGUCCCUGAGGACCUGUUCUUUCUGGAAGAGGGUCAGUUGGAUGCCUUUGAGGUGGACACUGUAGCUUCAGAGCAUGGCUUGGACAGCAUGCCUGUGGUGGACCAGCACCUGCUCUACACUUGCUGCCCCUAUAUUGGAGAGCUCCGCAAACUGCUCGCCUCCUGGGUAUCAGGAAGCAGUGGACGGAGUGGGGGCUUCGUCAGGAAAAUCACCCCCACCACCACCACCGGCCUGGGAGCCCAGCCUCCCCGGACCACCCAAGGGCUGCAGGCACAGCUGGCUCAAGCCUUUUUCCACAACCAGCCGCCCUCCCUGCGCAGGACCGUGGAGUUCGUGGCAGAGAGAAUCGGCUCGAACUGUGUCAAGCAUAUCAAGGCCACGCUGGUGGCAGAUCUGGUGCGCCAGGCAGAGUCGCUUCUUCAAGAGCAGCUGGUGACGCAGGGACAGGAAGGGGGAGAUCCAGCCCAACUGUUGGAGAUCUUGUGUUCCCGGCUGUGCCCUCACGGGGCCCAGGCAUUGACCCAGGGGAGGGAGUUCUGCCAAAAGAAGAGCCCUGGUGCCGUGAGGGCAUUGCUCCCUGAGGAGACCCCGGCAGCUGUUCUGAGCAGUGCAGAGAACAUUGCUGUGGGGCUUGCAACAGAGAAAGCCUGUGCUUGGUUGUCAGCCAAUGUCACAGCGCUGAUCAGAAGGGAGGUGAAAGCGGCUGUGAGUCGCAUGCUUCGAGCCCAGGGUCCUGAGCCAGCUGCCCGGGGGGAGCGGAGGGGCUGCUCCCGUGCCUGUGAGCACCAUGCUCCCCUCCCCUCCCACCUCAUCUCCGAGAUAAAAGACGUGCUCUCUUUGGCCGUGGGGCCCCGGGACUCUGAGGAGGGAGUUUCCCCAGAGCAUCUGGAGCAGCUUCUAGGCCAGCUGGGCCAGAUGCUGCGGUGCCGCCAGUUCCUGUGCCCACCUGCUGAGCAGCAUCUGGCGAAGUGCUCUGUGGAGUUAGCAUCCCUCGUUGUUGCAGAUCAAAUUCCUGUCCUAGGGCCCCCGGCACAGCAGCAGCUGGAGAGAGGGCAGGCUCGAAGGCUCCUGCUCAUGCUGGUUUCCCUGUGGAAGGAGGACUUUCAAGUGCCGGUUCCGCUGCAGCUGCUGCUGAGGCCAAGAAACGUGGGGCUUCUGGCAGCCACUCGGCCGAGGGAGUGGGACCUGCUGCUGUUCUUGCUCCGGGAGCUGGUGGAGAAAGGUCUGAUGGGACGGAUGGAGAUAGAGGCCUGCCUAGGCAGCCUCCAUGAGGCCCAGUGGCCAAGGGAUUUUUCUGAAGAAUUAGCAACACUGUUCAACCUGUUUCUAGCUGAACCUCAUGUGCCACAACCUCAGCUAAGAGCUUGUGAGCUGGUGCAGCCAAACCGGGGGACUGUGCUGGCCCAGAGCUAG